CUUGUCAGUGAGGUCCAGAUACCUACAGAGCUCACACACGAUGAGGGUCAUCCUCCUCCUGCUCACACUGGAUGUGCUAGGUGUCUCCAGUAUGAUGACAGACAAGAAUCUCAAAAAGAAGAUUGAAGGGAAUUGGAGAACCGUUUACUUAGCUGCCAGUAGCGUGGAGAAGAUAAAUGAAGGCUCACCAUUGAGGACCUACUUCCGUCGCAUUGAGUGUGGGAAGAGAUGCAACCGAAUCAAUCUCUACUUUUAUAUUAAGAAAGGGGCCAAGUGCCAACAGUUUAAAAUCGUGGGAAGGAGAUCCCAAGACGUUUACUAUGCAAAGUAUGAAGGGAGCACGGCAUUCAUGUUAAAGACAGUGAAUGAGAAGAUAUUGCUGUUUGAUUAUUUUAACAGAAACAGAAGAAAUGACGUUACACGAGUGGCUGGAGUUUUGGCGAAAGGCAGGCAACUGACUAAGGAUGAGAUGACAGAAUACAUGAACUUCGUGGAAGAAAUGGGCAUUGAGGAUGAGAAUGUACAACGUGUCAUGGACACAGACACCUGUCCAAACAAGAUCAGAAUUAGAUGACAUCAGGAAUUUUCCACUAUAUUCUUCCUGGAACCUGAAACAUCAAUAUGAAGAUGAAGCAAUCUUUUCUUUCAGAUCAUAUCUUCCUAUUUGCUGCAAAUUACAAUUCUUGUCUCCAUACUUUCUCUUUCAUUCAUACUUUCCCAUGUUCUAAUUGGUAUUAGUACAUCUUUGAAUGUUUAAAUAAAUCUAUUUCACUUGC
This is a messenger RNA of Rattus norvegicus (Norway rat), 776 nucleotides long. RefSeq names its product probasin (gene Pbsn). The record is from RefSeq and is marked provisional. Gene Ontology annotation, molecular function: small molecule binding. The transcript is spliced from 7 exons. Lineage: Eukaryota; Metazoa; Chordata; Mammalia; Rodentia; Muridae. Bases 41 to 574 code for a protein of 177 amino acids. Gene Ontology annotation, cellular component: nucleus; extracellular region.